This is a messenger RNA of Rosa chinensis, 3727 nucleotides long. RefSeq names its product arginine--tRNA ligase, cytoplasmic. Bases 882 to 1730 code for a protein of 282 amino acids. Gene Ontology annotation, molecular function: arginine-tRNA ligase activity; ATP binding. NCBI's taxonomy places the organism in Eukaryota, Viridiplantae, Streptophyta, Magnoliopsida, Rosales, Rosaceae. Gene Ontology annotation, biological process: arginyl-tRNA aminoacylation. The transcript is spliced from 13 exons. The record is from RefSeq and is a predicted model, not a curated record.
CGCAUAGUGCAUUAGACGCUGGUCCAUAGGCACAGCCAAGCAAAAUGAGCUUCCCUGAUCAGUUUUCCGGUGCCUUGGUAGAUGUCACCGGUGACGUGCGCCUGGGGGUAGCCGAGUCUGAAGCUUCCGAAAUCCUCAAACCACAGUAUACUACAUAUCAGAAAAAGAUGAUGGCUAAGGAGUUACAGGGGGCGAUAGUCCUUAAGAAGAAGAUGGCUCUGGACUGUCCCGUGAAAAUCACACUCACCUGAGAUUGGCGAGGAGCUCGACGUCGGCCAUUUCAGAUCAGCUAUUGUAGCUGAUUCGGUUAUGCGAUUACUCAAGUUUUCAGGGGUGAAAGUUCAUCUGAGGAAUCACAUAGGUGCCUGGAGUAAAAAGUUUUGUAUGCUUCUUCAAUACUUCAUGGCAGAGUACCGAAAGAAACCAGGAGAAUUGGAUGAGCGAGUGUUUAAGAAUCAGAGACUGCAGGACUUGCUCAGAAGAUCAGGUCAGACAUUCCAAGCAGACCGUGAAUUCAAGAAAGCAGCUGAAGCCCUUUUCUGGCAGGCAAGUUGGUUUUUAACAAGGAUUAUCUUAGAAGAAAUUUAAGCUUGAUAUGCAUAUUUUGUUACUUCAUAUCUUAUUUUGCAGCAUGUGGAUUCCAAUGUCUCUUUAUCAAGGCAUGGCCCUUGGUCUCUGAAUUCUGUUAUCAAGAAUUUGAGAACAUCUAUAGAAGGAUUGGAGUUACCAUUCUCGAUGGACAGGAAGAUCGCGUCCACUUGUAUUUUCAUGCUGCUAUACAGACCUUGAAGAGUUUUGGAUUGAUUUCAGAAAGGAAGGACGAUCAGCAUAUAUUCUUGAUUGACAAGAAUGGUCGUUUGGGCGAUGACAUUACUAAUUUUAUGAUCGAAGGUUUUAACCAUAUCCUAACUGAUCUCACAGCUCUCUGGUAUCGGCUCAAGGUUGAGAAAGCCGAGUGGAUCAUAUACAUUACUAUUGAGCAGAAGCAGCAGAAGAGCAAUGUUAUGAAGUUAGCUGGAACUGCUGGUUGGCUCCCAACGGAGUGUGGCUCGUUCAAGACAUUGCCUAAAGCUAGCCAUAUUGGUGUUGGUCUUGUUCCUGGAUCAGAUACUGUCAAAGCUUUUAAAUUGUUUGAUCUACUUGAUGAAGCUAAGAGCGCAGCCCGAAGACACCUUAUGAAGUGUGGUGAUGGCCGGGGUAACAAGUGGGAUGAAGAUUCUCUUGAAAAAUUGGCAGAAACUAUUGGUUGUGCUGCUGCCAAGUAUGUUUACUUGCAGGAUGAUAGACGUGGCAAUGAUAAGUCUGAUUUUGUUCGGAUGCUAAAUGACAGGGAAAUCAAUGUUUACUUUCUCGAUCAUGGUUCUUUCUGUUAUACAUGGAGGCAUUAUAAAGAAGUGGAGAACGACGAUAUUGUGUUGGAUGAAGAUCUGGAAUGUGAACUGGGGUCACAUUUGCUGAAAUUUGCUGAGACAGUGAUGACAGCAUGCAAAUCUGUCAAACCGAGUCUAUUGUGUGGUUAUUUAUCCCGGCUGAUACAAAUCUUUAAGACGUUUUCAGAUGAUUUCAAGGCUCGGAAGGUCUUCAUCUUUAGGAAUCUGGAGUUAUGGAGGAGAAAAACAUUGCUUUGUGAGGCAGCAUCUUCUAUAAUGCGCCGGUGUUUUGAUCUACUCGGAGUCCCUGAUCCAUUACUGUUAUGUAGUGAAGAAUCUGAUAAAUCUGCUGGCAAAUAAACCGUGAUCGCAACUGACAAUGCUGUAGUUUCUAGACAGUUUAACUCAUAGUAUCUUAUAUUAUGUGAAUUAAAAACUGUUGGUGCAAGUGGUGCAAGAAAAAUGAAAAAUUGAAUAGUAAUUGAGUAGUAAUAUAUAGGGAGCAUUCAUCUUACAAAUGCAUGGCAAAAUUCUAGACUAGUUAUGUUGUUUUGUUGUGUUUUUGUUACAGAUAGGUUUCCAAGUAUUGUCACUAUAUCAGUGUCUUGCUGUUAGCAUUUAACACCUAUAUCUAGAACCCAAAAGAGAUAAAUUUCCAUUGAAAAUAAAUAAGUUGGACAAUGAAGGUAAAAUCAUACAUCACUGAGAUUGUUUGUUUCUCUCUUUCAACCCACGGACCUAUAACCAAUGUUUUACAGAAUUGUUGUGUCCAACAAAACCUGUAUCAAAUAUAAUGUAUCCCAGUUUUUUAUGUUCAAGGGAUGGCUAGUAAGGUAGCGUUUGUGAACAUUUGAGAGUGUGGCUUAUGGAUUCUUGGCUUUGACUUUCAAUGCUCGCUCAGCACAGGUUUGGCUCUUCUUUAGUUUACACUAGGAAGGUUCUUUUUUCCCUUUGCUCGAGUCAAAUUUUGCAGAGGUGAGAAAAAGAAAUGUCUUUUAGAUGUAUUUGAAUACUGCAAAAUUAAACGGAGAGCAGUAGCUGAGCAACUUAUUUACUGCAGUGUGUGGUAAUGUUCGCGACUCCUUGUAUCAUCAUUAGUGCGUCUGUUGGAGCAAGUGAAAAAGGUUCUCCAGUUGAUGGACUUGUUGUCCAGCGACCAAUUCUUAUCAAAAGGUUGGUCUGAGUGCCAGUGGAAAAAGCACAGCUGUCAAUCUCUUUCUUUGGCUUUAUGAACCAAUGCCUAGGCAGGUAAGCUGCUUCUUCUCCAUCAAUUUUUAGCUUCGUCUUCCAUCAUUUUUCAAAAUCACAUUUUACACUUAGACUGUCAUAUGUAAGCUCAUUCUUUUAGCAGAUUUAGAUUGAUAGUUUUCCCCUCAGAGAGUUGGAUACCAGGGGGCUGAAUCAGGUUAGAAUGCACAAAACUUUCUUGAGUUGGUGGUAAAAUUAUGUUUGAAUUUACAUUUCAGACAUGAACCAAAUCUAUUUCAUAUGAACAUCAAGUCAACAAUAAGAAAUGGUCCGGAGAUAUUAAAGAGGAAAAUAUAUAAUGGGCUGCAAAGCAAGAGUAUGCUCAUGAGUUCAUUUCAUCUCUUCCUGAUGAGUAUACCAUUCUUAGAGACCCAACUAUAUUAAUCAUCGAUGAGGCCACCAGUGCUCUAUAUUCUGAAACUGAAUAUCAUAUGAAGGCAAGUACUUUCAAAAUUGAAAGAAUCUGUCCAUUUUGUCCUCAAUGACAAGACGCAAAAACUAUAUAUACAAUUAGUUGUUAUGCUGUUCAUGAUAUCGUUUUAUCAUGGGGGGCUCUUCAUGCAUUCAUGAAUGAUAUUAAGGCAGGAAGAACUGUCAUUGUUAUAGCACGCAGAUCAACUUCCAACUGCUAUUUUCUUUUUCUUCUGUUUGAGAAGUUCUGCAAGACAUUUUUAACCAUAGAAGCUGCAUAAUGGACGGUGGCUGAGUCACUCUGGUUAGCUGCUGUUCCUUUUCUCUUUUUCUCUUUUACCUUCGCUUCUACAUUAAGAAAGAUUCAUGAGUACACACUUGCAGUUUAAAUAUCAUAGAGUUAUGCAGAUGGAUGAGCACGCAGACUCCUCAAGAAGGAUGGGGUGUAUGCAAAGUUAGAGCUCUGAGCUCAAACAAGCGCUUUGGAUUGACAGUUGAAUUCUUGAAGCCUACUGUGCCUUCAAUCCUUCUUUUGCAACACUAGGGAACUGGCUUUCCUACAUUAAAAAUUUAAAUACCCAAGACUUGAAUUUCACAUUAUGUGGAAGAUCAUAUUUCACUAUAAUCCUUUAUUUGUAUUGAUGACAGCUUAAAUGUUAUAAUAAGACUUGCAAUUAAUGGAACUUCAUUUUUCACUC